UGUUGGCUUUCAUGUGACGCCCUUUGCGGGAUUUGCCAAUAGUGGAGCAGAAAGGUGCAACUAAGAUGGAAUCUCUCAUACUUAAUCGGUAUAGUCUAAUGGACCAGUAACACUUAUACGUAACUUACAUUAUCUAUGUAGUACCUACUCACCACAUUUACCUACAUAGGUACAUACACAAAGUGUGGGGUUCAUUAAUGCAUUGGUCGGCAUCGACGCAGCAUCAACGCAUUAUCGGAGACUUUCUAACCUUGUGUGCUUUUAUCAUCUUAUAUAACAUCUGAGGAGAGAAAGAUAAAUGGGCCUGCUUAUAAACUUAACUUCACUUCUUUAAUCCGUCUUCGAAUCUGACAAAACGUCGUCUUCUUAUAUCUCUUGGAAUUGUUGACUGUUGACUGUUGACUGGCUUAGACUACCUUUUUCAUUAUCGAUUUGUUUGCAAUGGCCAAUCAGGAGAUCGUGCUUUUCGACUUGCCCUCUCGGCCGCCGAACAAGUCGUGGUCGUAUAACCCAUGGAAGACUCGGCUCGUCUUGAACUACAAGAACCUUCCUUAUAAGACAGAAUGGGUUGAGUACCCGGAUAUCAAGGGCAAAUUCCAAGAUCACCUCCCGAAAGCGGAUGUCUACACCAUCCCCACCAUCAUCUUACCCGACGGGACCUGGGUGACCGACUCCUGGACGAUCGCCGAGACGCUCGAGAAGGAAUACCCCGAGCCCACUCUGCACCUGGACUCUCCCUACCUGUCCCAAGUCAAGCAGCUUCUCGCGGAGGUGCUAACGCCCCUGAAGGGCAUCUACGCGCCGAAAGUCCACGACGUGCUGCUGAACGACGCCAGCAAGGAGUACUUCCGCACGACGCGGGAGAAGGCCUUCGGCGCGACCCUGGAGGAGGUAGCGGAGAAGGAGGGCGGCGAGGAGGCGUGGAAAGCGGCUCAGCCUGCGCUGGAGAAAGCUACGGCCUUGCUGAAGGAGAACGGCGACGGGCCGUUCUUCGAGGGCAAGACCCUGGGAUUUGCCGACCUCGCGUGGGCUUCCCUACUUAUUUUCUUCCAGAGGAUGGGUGAUGAUGUCUACCAAGCCGCGCUGAAGCACAGCGGAGAUGCGUCGGUGCACGAGAAGCUGCUGGAGGCUGUGAAGCCCUGGUCCGAGAGAUCUGACCACUAGGUUAAAAGCACAUCGGCACUGGGAAUUCUUCAGUACCUAGCAGAAUGUACGAGUCUAUGAAUAUGUUAUGUGAAUCAGUAUAUCGAUAUACCUGCAAUAUACCAACCUUUAGCCAGAGAUCUACCCAUUGGGCCUCGUUGACUUAUAACCGUAGACAGCAGUAACUUGAAUGUUGGAAGGGUGGGAUGCCAACAAUCACUUGCCUACAUCUUUAGAACUGGGGAAUUGAAC
Daldinia caldariorum is the source of this 1395-nucleotide messenger RNA. Its product is annotated as putative glutathione S-transferase. The coding region runs from base 442 to 1164 and encodes 240 amino acids. The transcript has 4 exons. Gene Ontology annotation, biological process: ascorbate glutathione cycle; cellular oxidant detoxification. The record is from RefSeq and is a predicted model, not a curated record. Gene Ontology annotation, molecular function: glutathione dehydrogenase (ascorbate) activity. NCBI's taxonomy places the organism in Eukaryota, Fungi, Ascomycota, Sordariomycetes, Xylariales, Hypoxylaceae.